Molecule: messenger RNA, 1098 nt
Organism: Prorocentrum cordatum
Lineage: Eukaryota; Dinophyceae; Prorocentrales; Prorocentraceae
Source: the annotation of a GenBank genome assembly
GGUAGCUGCUUGACGACGGACCUCGACUGCUACGAGCAGAUCAGGGCCCAGUACUCCCAGAACCUGGAGAAGGGCUUCCUGCAGGAGGACGGCUCCUACCACCCCGCUCUCCGCACCGUGAUCCUGAUGAACGAGCCCGACCUCAAGUUCAAUGGCAUGCUGAGCUUCAAGAAGGCUUUGGUCAGCGCCUUCGACGCCGUGCUCAGCGCCGAGAAGGAGGCCGGCGUCGUGGGCGACGCGCCCAACUUCACGGUGACCUUCAGCUUCGGGGUCUGCCCGCAGUGCGAGAAGUACGGGUACAAACCUGGCCUCGGUCAGAUGCUGGAGCUCCGGGACGCGAUCCGGGACCCCGCCUCGGUAGGCUACCGCCCGCGCAAUGACCUGUGGACCAACUACAAGUUCCGCUUUGUGAACAGCGUGAACACGGCGAACCCGUUCACCGACAUCAAGCGCCUGUUCCUGGAUGAUUACGACGCGCUCUUCAUGGGGACACCUGUGUUCAUCGGCGAAUAUCACGACCCGGACGUGUACGAGAGACAGGACCUCCAGGGAAUCCUGGCGAUCGCAGAGGACGAGUCCACGUUGCUCUCCGGCAUCGCGUUCUUCGAGUUCCAGGUGCGGUACGACAAGGGAGGCUCCGAGAUGGGGUUCGGCAUGUUCGGCCUCAGCGAGGAGCGCAAGGUGGCGGAGUUCACCCUGGAGUUCAGGCCCUUCACCGCCUGGUGCCUGACCCCGGUGAAGGCAGAGGGCCGCCGGAGCCCGCCGGGCACGAGCCGCUUCCUGGAGGCCUCCCAGGACGCCUACGUGCACGCUGCGGUGGCGAAGGCCUUCGGCGGGGCUGGCGUGGGCGAGGACCAGCUGUGCCCAGCUACGGCCUCGUCGCCAGGACGCGCGCAGCCCGCCGCCGCCGAGGGCGGCCGGGCGCAGGGCGCCCGCGCCGCGGGCGGGCUGCCCAAGCCCCUGGUGCCCGUCACCUGGAUCGGCUGUUUCGCCCCUGGCAAGAAGCAGGGCCGGCUCUUCGUGGGGACGGGGAGCAGCUCGGACGCUUGCGCGGAGUCCUGCGAGAACUUCGGGCUCGCGCUGCUCAAGAGCGGCGGC